CUAUCUUGAUAUUUCACUCGGCACAGGUGGUACGCUGUGCGGCAAUAUCUACUGCGUGCACGGAGGUUGCUUUUAUGGCAGUAUGCAUAUGAGUAUAUUUGGUUACUUAUACCCCUGUAAUUGUGAUGAUGGAUGGUAUGGCCAGCACUGUGAUCAACAAAUAUCAACGGCAAAAACAACAAAAAAGACGACGACAACAACAACUACUACGACUACAACAUCCACAGUAGCACCGACAACACCCGUGCCGACCACGCCCUUACCGACCACAAGCGCUCCACCUACCGCGGCACCAAUUUUCUAUCGCUGUAACCACGUCAGCACCAUUGCUUAUCAAACUCCUGUUUCUAACCCAAACGCUUCAAUAUGUGCGCGAGGACAGCACACAUCUCACGAAGCGUUUGUUCUCACGGAAUGCGAUGUACCUACAACUCCAGCCACAUGGAAACAGGGUGUCAACGUAAUGUCACGCUGUGCAAGCUCGAAUCCUAUACCAUACGACACCCCUAUAGCAAGCUUUGACCACGGACUUUAUUCGUCAGUUGGCAGUCUCUCAGGGGUGUUUCUCGGAUGUACAAGUGAUGGGUUCCAGAUUGCGUUCCAAACAUGCGGUCGGGCGCCUGAAAUAACCGAACUUCAGCUAGGAGAUCUCUUUAGCCAGACUUCAAUCAAUUACUUCACAAUAUCUUAAAUUCCUGAAAUGAAUUUAUAUUGCAUAAAAAUCUGCUGUGUAAUUCAAUUAUUCUAUAU
This is a messenger RNA of Ruditapes philippinarum (Manila clam), 750 nucleotides long. Its product is annotated as G8 domain-containing protein DDB_G0286311-like. The coding region runs from base 83 to 691 and encodes 202 amino acids. The transcript is spliced from 5 exons. The record is from RefSeq and is a predicted model, not a curated record. Lineage: Eukaryota; Metazoa; Mollusca; Bivalvia; Venerida; Veneridae.